Molecule: messenger RNA, 3172 nt
Organism: Zophobas morio
Lineage: Eukaryota; Metazoa; Arthropoda; Insecta; Coleoptera; Tenebrionidae
Gene: wry
Product: delta and Notch-like epidermal growth factor-related receptor
Exons: 14
Coding region: 154-2262 (702 amino acids)
Molecular function (GO): Notch binding; calcium ion binding
Source: RefSeq, a predicted model, not a curated record
CCAGAAGGUAAUAUUGGUGGCAGUUCUGUUCCUUCGUCAGCCAGGCGCGUGUGUUUGUUUACACAAGAGCCGUUAUCGGCGAGGUUAUCGACGCAGAAUACUGAAUUAAAUGCACUUUGAGUGAAUCUCUCACUGAUAUCCCAUUGAAUCAAAAUGAAGCAUCGAAUCUUGAUCGCGUUUUUCUUCGUAUUUUACGGGGCUACUUCGAGUCGGGGGACCUUCUCUACUCAAAAACCCAAUGCGACUUUAAUAACUAGCACCGUGGCUACAACCUCGGCUAGUCCGACCCCGACUGUCACGGAGAGCAAGGCGGAUCCGGUUGGCAACAGCCCCGUCACUUCGCCGCCCCCGACGACAACAACAUCGGCAAGCUUUAACGCAGUGAACACGACAACGGACGUACCGGAGACGCAAACCCACCCUGAAGAGAAAGUGCAAUAUCCCCCUCUACACCGACUGAUCUCACCCAUCGAAGAAAAGCUGGAAGCUCUUGCCUGCGACUUGCCACUUCUCCCGACCGAGUAUCGCAUCUGGAAGGGAAACGAGACUCACGAACUUUUAUUGCCGAUAACGGUCCCGGCGGAAUGCUCUCAAGCGUCGUUGGGAUCUAAGAAGUUGGGGCAUGGGAAUUCGACUGAACCAACGGUAGUGAAUGCCACUGAAACAUCCACGUCGAAUUGCCCUCAUCCCGAAACGCUAAGUUGGGACGGGUCAAUCGAAAUCCAGAGCGGCGAUGUUCUCUUAGUGAGGAUUGAUGACUCGCAGCUUAUACAGCAUAACGCAAUUAUGAACCAGAGCAAUGACAGUGACCAUAGCAUCGACAGGUUAAUGCACGAACCGACGACGGCCGUUUAUCAAGUGACCAGGACAGGACACGACCAUUGCGAUGUCACCGAAGGAAUUUUACUAGACAUCACUCCCUUAAAAGUGGAUAACCAGAAAGUCGUUACGUUGUACGACAAGGAUUUAACGUUGGGUAUCAAUCUUCUUAUUGUUGUCUCCGAACUGUGGGGAAAUCAGUGUAUUCGAUUGAAAGUCACUGUGAAAUCUGACAACUGCGGGGAGAACGAAGAUUGUUCAGGCAAAGGCAUCUGUUAUUCUAACGUCUCAAUGGAUGGGUACGAGUGCCAAUGUUGUCUUGGUUUUGUCGGUCAGCAUUGCGAGGAGCAGGAUGCUUGUUAUCCGAGCCCUUGUAAAAAUAAUGGAAUCUGUGUGGAUAUUUCUCAAGGGCAUGAAGGAUCGACUUUUCAGUGCUUAUGUCCUUAUGGUUACGCUGGAAAAACGUGCGAGGAACAAACGAACCCUUGUACGUCGAUGCCCUGUCAGAACGGAGCGACGUGCUCUGGGAACGUCACCCAGUUUAAAUGCGACUGCCUUACGGGAUUUUCGGGAAUACUCUGCCAACACAGCCACAACGACUGCGAAUCCUCACCUUGCGUCCACGGGAUAUGCGUCGAUCAAGAGGACGGAUAUAAAUGCUUCUGCCAACCUGGAUUUACUGGGACUCACUGCGAGUACGAAUAUAAUGAAUGCGAGUCGUCUCCAUGUACAAAUGGGGGCACUUGCACCGAUCACGUUGGACGCUUUACAUGUUCUUGUGGGCGCGGGUUUACGGGAAAGAGAUGCCAAAUCAAGGUGGACUUGUGCGAGCCCAACCCUUGUCCCGAGCCCCGUUACUGCGUGGACCAUGGUAAUAACUACUCCUGCGAGUGUCCCAAAGGGUAUUCGGGUCCCGAUUGUUUAAUUCCGUCGCGUGCGGCUUGCAGCACCAAUCCCUGCACCAACGGCGGGACUUGCUGGAGCAACAUGGACUCCUAUUAUUGCGCUUGUAAACCGGGCUACACGGGCAAAACUUGCGAAGAUGAGUUUGUUGUUGAAACAAUAACGAACGUUGAUACAAUCAACAAGGAGAAUGAACUGGAUCUUCAAAUGCCGAUCUCUAUUCAUCUUGAUCAUCUGCAUAAUGUUUAUAUCGCCGCCGGAACGCUAGCCUGUGCUUUUGUCAUCGUGGCACUUAUCGUGACAGUUUGCCACUGCCGGGUGAACAAAACGUAUAAACGUUUUAUUUUGCGGGCGUAUCCGUUGUGGGGAUGCAAGAGGAGACCGUCCCAGCCGUCGACCUCUACCAAUAGCGAAUGGUUCAGCGGGAAGGACAAAGCUCCGACUGCAACUCCCAGCCGCAGUUUACCUUCACUGGAUACGACGGACAUGUACUACACUUUAGAUUUCAGCGAGAGUCAGAGUUCGCCACUGAUCCAAUAAACGAGAGCGCAAUCGGCAUAUACUUGUAGAUUUUGUAAGCCGUUUCAAACAGGUUGAUUUCAAUCAAUUCAAUCACUUCAGUGUUAUUUGUGUUCUUCGUCUAGCUUUUUUGUGUCAUCAUCGCUGCAUUGAUUGUUACCCUGACGCACCAACAAACUUAUUGUCGUUUCUAUUUCUUCGUUCAUAUGUGUACAUAAACUAACCGUAUAACACUACAAGGUAAAGAUAAGAAAACGAAUUUUUGUGAAUCUCAGUUGUUAAAUUCAGUCAAGUCGGUUUACAAAGGAAAAGCUCGAAACCUCCCCUGGCUCGACCUUUUCCAUUCUGUUUUGAAUUGACUUUUUGAACCGGGGCCGAAAAUAGCCCCGCACGAUGUUAUUGUUUAAACAAAAAAUUGCUCAAAGUGCUUUGCAAAAUUUUGAUAGUAGUUGUUGAGCAAUUAUAAAUAUAUACACAAAACAGUAAUUGUUAGAAUUUGAAGUGUGCUCAACAUAGCGUAACGAACAUAUAACUGUAUAUUUGCGCAUGUGGCAAAUAUUCAAAAAGUCAGGUAGCGAAACUACGAAAUCCAGUUGAUGUUUUUCUUUAAAGAUGUGCUUAAAACUGGAUUGCAGCUGAUUCAAGAACCGAAAUUGUGUAAAGUACCCCAGCCUAACGUACCCAUGUGCCAAACGUGUAGAAUGUAUGUAGUAGGUACCAUCUGUAUCUCACUUUAUCGUAUAAAUGGGGCUUUAAAUUAAUCGGAAAAUUGUUACUGUAAAUAAAACUUAUUAUGUAGAUGUUUCUACUUUCCACAGUGCAAUGGCCAUUCCAUCCAUAUAAUCGAUCACUUGUUCAUCACCAAAUUUAUCUGUUUUUAAAAACAUAUGAUAUUGGAAAUUUCUUGUUUCUAAUAAAGUAUGUUCAAAAA